Molecule: messenger RNA, 4618 nt
Organism: Beta vulgaris subsp. vulgaris (sugar beet)
Lineage: Eukaryota; Viridiplantae; Streptophyta; Magnoliopsida; Caryophyllales; Amaranthaceae
Product: putative disease resistance RPP13-like protein 1
Exons: 2
Coding region: 170-4189 (1339 amino acids)
Biological process (GO): defense response to other organism
Molecular function (GO): ADP binding
Source: RefSeq, a predicted model, not a curated record
CAUCAAUAUCCAACGGCAGAAACUUCUUCCAUACGACGUCGUAUUCAGAGACUGAUGAAAACUGCUUCGUUACCACCGAUGAUCGGAGGACAUCGCUCGGCGACGUCAGCGACAAGAUAAGCGACAUACAUUCAUCAGGUUAGCACCUGAGAAUAUAAGGGAAUACUUGAUGGGUAGUCAUUCUGAUUCAACUGCUACCGAGCUCUGGAAGCUGAGAACUUCAAUGAUUAGAGUUAGACGGGUGAUCAACGAUGCAGAGGAGAAGCAGGAUACUGAUCCUGAUGUGAAGAGUUGGGUUAAUGAAGUGAAGCAUGCUGUGUAUGAUGCUGAAGAUCUCUUAGAUGAAAUUCAUACGAAAACCCUUGUGAAAAGGGUGGAAUCUGAAACUUCAUCUCAAGUUAUGAGCAGCAUUACUGCUACCUUUGGCAGAAUGGUUGCUGCGCUUGAUCCAUUUCAUCAAGGAACAAUUUCCAAAAUCCAUAUGAUCAAUAAGAGAUUUGAAGGAUUCUCUCAACUGAUAGAUGUACUUAAUCUGAAAUCUGGUUUGGAGAAGCCUCGACUUUUGUCAUCCUCACGACUCACAUCGAGUCUUGUGGAUGAAUCAAUGAUAUGUGGUAGAGAUUCAGAAAAGGAGCUAUUUAUUCAGCUUUUAAAGGAUGGUGUGCCGAAAACUGAUAAGCAUGGAAGCUUGAUCAAAGGAUCAAGGUUUCCAGAUUGUAGCAUUCGUACAUUUGCUAUCAUCGGAAUGCCUGGGAUUGGGAAGACAACACUUGCGCAAUUGAUAUUCAAUGAUCCUAGAGUGGAUGACAUUUUUCAAUUUAAAUCAUGGACUUGUGUUCCUGAGGUGUCUAAUGUUAUCAAUAUUAUGAAGUCAAUUCUUAGUACACCUUUCGACCCCAAUCAGCACUUUGAAGAUUUGGAGUCCAACCAGACCUGUCUUCGUAAAAGGGUAUGCAAGCAGAGGAUCCUGAUUGUGUUAGAUGAUGUUGGGGAUGAGAACAUGAUUAGUACUGGAUGGCACGCCUUGCUUAUCUCGCUGAAGUCUGCUGCCCCAGGCAGCACUAUAAUUGUGACAACAUCCAAUGAGGGCAUUGCUAAAAUGUUUCGUCCUUUCUAUACUCAUCUCUUGCACGAGCUUUCUCAUGAUGAUUGUUGGACCUUGUUUAAAAUGCAUGCAUUUGGUGAUCCACUUGCAGCUCCAGAUGUGAAGUUGGAAGCUACUGGUAGACAACUAGUUGCAAAGUGUGGUGGUUUGCCACUUGCUGUCAAAGCUGUCGGGUGUCUUUUGAGCUUUACUUUGGAUGCCAAGGAAUGGGAAUUCAUAGAAAGCAGCAACUUGUGGGAUUUGCCUUCUUGUAAGAAAGAAAUUCUUCCAGCAUUAUUGCUGAGUUAUAACUAUCUUCCUGCACAUCUGAAGAGGUGCUUUUCAUAUUGUUCUAUCUUUCCCAAGAAUUACCAAUUUGAAAAAGAUAAACUGGUCUUGUUGUGGAUGGCUGAAGGUUUUAUAGAGCAUGGAAGAAAUGAUAAUAGAAGAAUAGAAGAUAUUGGUAUCAUCUACUUCCGUGAUUUAGUGGCACGAUCCUUCUUUCAAGUGUCAAGCUCCAAAAAGAAUUGCUAUGUCAUGCAUGAUUUGAUUCAUGACUUGGCCUUCUAUGUUAUGGGUGAAUUUGGUGUCAUACUGGAGCCAAACGUUUCACACGUUGUCAUGGGAACUCCUCGUCAUUUAUCAUAUAAGCAGAGCAAGUAUGAAACAGUUGAAAAGUUUGGGCCUGCUGCUUGUACUGACCGUCUACGUACAUUCUUGUCAGUUGGAUGCUUCUCCAGUCAAUCUCGUUAUUACAUAUCAUACAACCUGUUGCAUUCAUUGCAGACGUUUGUUUGCCUGCGUUUGCUGAGUUUGUCCGGUUACAAAGUUACCAGCUUACCACCUUCUAUUGGCAGUCUAAAGUACUUGCGCUACUUGGAUUUCUCAUGCACCCUUGUUGAAGAACUGCCAGAGUCCAUCUGUGACUUGUUGAAUCUACAAACACUUAUCUUAUAUCAAUGCGAACAGCUGAGAAUAUUGCCAGCAAUGAUGAGAAAACUUAUUCACCUACGCCACCUUAACAUUGAUGGUACAUGCAUAGAGGAGAUGCCAGAACAUAUUGGCAGAUUAACCUGCCUUCAAACUUUAACAGAUUUUGUAGCGAGUGACAGUCAUGGAAGUAGCAUCAGAGAAUUAGGGGAACUAUCACAGCUGAGAGGAAGUCUGAGGAUAUCUGGACUUGAGAAUAUUGUUGCCGAGGCAGAUGCUUAUGCCGCUAAUUUAAUGGAUAAAGGACACCUUGAUGAGUUAGUUUUUAUGCAGCAUGACGAGUGCUCUGUUGCUGAUAGGCAGCAUGAACAACUAAUGCAUGCGUUAAAGCCUCAUACAAACUUGGUACGACUUACAAUUGAUUUUUACGAAGGGAAGAAGUUCCCAGAUUGGGUAGGUAAUGAUACAUUCUGUAACUUGGAGGUCCUACAUUUGAAACAGUGUACAAAUUGUGUUGAAUUGCCAUCCUUGGGACAGUUGCCUCUACUCAAGCACCUCUUAAUCAAGGGUUUUCAUAAAUUGGAAACUCUGGGUGCAAGAUUUUAUGGCCAGCAUAGUGCAACUUCAUCACCAUUUAAAUCAUUGCUGACUCUGAAGUUUGAAGGGUUGCAACAGUUGAAAAAGUGGUGCAUGUUUGAAGGUAAUGCUAGUCCUUUUCCUUGUUUAGUAGAGCUGUCGGUGAAAGAUUGUGGAGAGCUCGAGGGUGAUCUUCCUUUGGAGCUUCCUUCUUUAAUGUCACUGAGUAUAUGGGGAUGCCGAAAGCUCUCUGGAAUACUUUCUAAUGCACCACUUCUCCGUGAAUUAUGCCUUAUAGCAUUUGGAAGGAUAGAUGUAAUGAGUAUUGCUCGCUUUACUCAUCUUACAAACUUGUUUGUGGAGCAGGUUCAAGAUGAUUUAGUUGCUAAAGUUCAAGAAGCUAUUCGGGACUUGACAUCUUUGGGGAAUCUGUCAAUUUCGACAGAGGGGAGGGGGACAAUAGCUUUGCAGCCUUGGAAUCUUCCUGCUUCCGUCAGAUCAAUAAGAGUCUAUACAGAUGAACAAAUAAUAUUUAAUGGCGCCUCACAAUUGCAAUAUUUGUUUCUACUAUAUAUUUCUUCUCCUCUACGAUUUCCAGCAGGCUACUUCCAACUAUUACAUUUUCUGGAAAUCUCCACUUGUGAUGGUCUCACUGAGUUCCCGAUUGUUCUAGAUGGGGCUGAUACGGGUUUUACAUCUUUGCACGACCUGAGCAUUAGCAAAUGUAAUCGGCUGGUUUCCUUCCCAGCCGAAGGGUUCCUUGCUCCCUAUCUCACAACCUUAGCUAUUUAUGGAUGUAGCAGCCUUCAGUCACCACCCAACAAUAUGCCUACCAACUUUCCUUGUCUUCGGUGUCUCUCUUUCGAAAAUUGUGUACAGCUUGAGUUACUUCCAGAGGAUGAUUUUUCUCUUCCUCUGUUGUUGACAUUCCGCAUUGCAGGUUGUCACAAACUUCAAACUUUGCCUGAGGCACUGUCUAGCUGCAUGUCACUGGAGUGGCUCAACAUAGAAUCUUGUACUGCAUUGGCAUCCUUUCCUGCAAGUGGUCUACCUGCUCACCUUCAAAGAUUGCGAAUAUAUAAUUGUGAAAUUCUUACUUCUUUGCCUGAUAGACUCUGCAGCACCCUUAAGCACUUGGAUAUCUGGAAGUGCCCCAAACUCGAGUCAUUUCCUCCAAGCGGAUUGCCUCCUAGCCUAGAGUCCAUGCAAAUCUUUGGCUGCGGGCAGCUCACCCAGAAAUAUGCAGAUUGGAAACUCGGUGGACUCAGCUUUCUUAGAGAGCUAAGCAUUGGAGGACUUGUAAAUGUAGAGUCAUUUCCUGCAGAUGGUUCCAUGCCCACCAAACUCAACAUUCUUAAAUUAGAUCAAUUCUCCAGGCUCAGGUCAGUUAACUGUAAGGAGCUUCAACGCAUAAUCACCCUCCGUGAAUUUGAGAUCCAGAGGUGCCCAGCACUUGUGCUUUUCUCUGACGACUUACCUCAGUCUCUUUGUCGUCUAACCAUCCGACAGUCUCUAUCGAUGGUGAAAAGGUGCCUUGGCCCUGAUGGAUACUAUGUAGACAAGAUCUCUCAUAUAACCUGCCUUGAAUUGGAUUCGUAAUCUGCAGGAGCAGGACCUACUUUUCUUUUCACUGUAAUCCCCUUUGUUAUGUAAAUGCAUUACAUGUAGAGAGUAGUUUUUUUUUUCCUGUAAGCAGGUUAAAAGAUAUAAGCUUAAUCUUAAGGUUAUAGAAACAAAAGAUAGACCAAAGUGCACAUAAUUAUAACUUCUGUUUCUGCAAUGAUACAGAAUUUUCAUAGGAGUUUGCAUUGCAUCUCCAAUUAGGUAGUCUCAGUCUGUUAGCUUAGCAGAAAAAAGUAAACACUUUCUGUUUUAAAUUGUAGGAUUCUUACCCUGAUGUUGUGUGUGGUAGCAGGCUUUGAAAACCCACUAAUAAUCAUAUUUGAUUAUUGAGCUCAUAAGUUUUGGGAGCUUGUACUAGUACUGUCAUCUCUUUUUUGACGUGCAGUACUAUGAAUUAUGAUAUAA